Didymella exigua CBS 183.55 is the source of this 1071-nucleotide messenger RNA. RefSeq lists its product as uncharacterized. The record is from RefSeq and is a predicted model, not a curated record. The transcript has 3 exons. Bases 1 to 1071 code for a protein of 356 amino acids. NCBI's taxonomy places the organism in Eukaryota, Fungi, Ascomycota, Dothideomycetes, Pleosporales, Didymellaceae.
AUGACGCUGGAAACAGCAGCCAGGCUGGGCACGCGGCUGACCACGCAGGAGUACCGCCAUACGGCAGUGGGCAUCGGCCGCGAGGUGGUGGGGGAACGCUUUGCCGCUGGGUACAAUAAGCAGCUGGGCAGCAGCAGCGGGGGCGGUGCGUACGACAACCCGGACAUGAUGGACCACAGCAGAGAUGAGGAUGGAGAGGAUCCGCUGGAGCUGCAGAAUGGCCGCUCUACUGCUGUUGGCAACGUGGCGUACGCCGUGCAGGCAGACCUGGUGCCAGGGCUGAGCAUUCGCUCUACCGACGUUUUCCGUACGCUGAGCCACGCAUGGCACGCCUUCCUCAGCUUCCCCCCACACAAGGGUAGGGAGACCGUCCACCAGCCCGGCAACGACAGCCCAGAGGCGGUGCCCAUUGACGGCGACGCAGCGUGGGCGCAGGUGGGCGAGCAGAUGGCCAAGGCGUGGGCCAACGUCGAGACGCGGACGCAAAACACCAUCCAGGAGGGUGAGAGAGACGAGGUGAACCUGUGGUUGGAGCGGACGCAGUGGUUGCCGUAUUUGGUGGGCAUGGAGCGACCCGAGCUGAUGGCGUGCAUCGCGGAACCCAUGGCAGAGCCCGACCCCAGGCAGGAGCAGCAGGCCGAGCCCGUGGAGGCGGCGAUGUGGGCGGCGAUGGAGGAAUUGGCGCGGUUCAGUCAAGCGUCCGUCAUCCACCAGAUUAGUGUGUUUCUGUUGCAGCUGUACAUAGACGAGAAGUUGAUUAGCGACCACAUGCGGCUGUGGCAGCAGAUAUUGAUAUUUUUUACACAAACGCAACAAGAGCACGUGUGGAAGAGUCCAGCGUAUCGUUUCACCAGCCAGCAGCAAGAGGCAUGGGAGGCGUUGGUCAAGGCGGCGGAGAGAAGCGUUGAAGGAGAAGAAGAAGAAGAAGAAGAAGAGGAAGAGGUAGAAGACCAAGAUAACAAAGACGAGACUAUAGCAGACGUUAACAAAGCUAUUAACAAGAUAGAGACAGACAAAGCCAAGCCCACCACUAACGCCAUCAGCAAGCCAGAGAGGUUGUCGCGCAUCUAG